Molecule: messenger RNA, 4064 nt
Organism: Durotheca rogersii
Lineage: Eukaryota; Fungi; Ascomycota; Sordariomycetes; Xylariales; Xylariaceae
Exons: 2
Coding region: 231-3917 (1228 amino acids)
Cellular component (GO): nucleus
Molecular function (GO): RNA binding; poly(A) RNA polymerase activity
Source: RefSeq, a predicted model, not a curated record
UUGGUUUUUAUUUAUUUUCUCUUUUUUUUUUUUGAGGGGGAUUUCCUGCGUCUUUUCCUCAGUCCUCGGAACGAGGAAAGACAGGACAAGAGAACUCUCGGAUUCGUUCGCCCUCGCCGCCAAGCCCUUCACCUCUCAACCUGACAUCACAUUAUAUACCAUCAUCUCCUACCUCCCCUACUGGAACCUACUAAGCUUCUAAGCGAUUGAGAAGACGCCAGCGGAUAGUCAUGGCUGCCCUCCAAGAGUUGGGGCAAUCUUCAGUCCUCGCCACCAAUUCUUCGGAGACGGCGUUAUGUCUCGUCCCACCUAAGCAUCUAUGGCCAGCUGUGGAGAAUCUAAGGUCGAGGUACGAUGCCCAAGUUGGGAAAUGGCCGCCGCAUGUCAACCUCGUUUAUCCAUUCGUACCCGUGGACAGGCUGCCAAACGCCUUGGAACUCAUCCUUUCUCGCCUACGGACGCGAAAUGGAAAUAACGAGUUGUACAUGCGACUGGACACGCCCGGCGUCUUCCGCCAUGCGCGGAAGAACACCAUAUUCAUCCACGAUCAGGACCCUGAGCACGUUUUAGGACUGGUAAAGCUGAGAGAAAUCAUCCUAGAAGCGCUAGGGCAGACUCCGAACGAUUAUCAUAUGCAUAUGACCGUCGCACAGACUGAAGACCCGGAUUUGCCGCCUCACAUCUACACACUCGAAAAAGCCGGGUUGUUACCUACGCUGGAGUGGAUAGUCGAUAGGCUUUAUGUCCUUAUACGGGACAGGAACCGGGGUGAUGGGGACUCCCCGACCCAGAUGAAAGUCUGGGGGGAGAUUGAUCUUGCUUCUCUCACCUUGUCGCCACGACCUAGCCCCACAAGCUUUUACCAGGAUGAAUCGACAGAGGGCCACUAUAGGCUCCGUAAGCUCGACGCUAUAUCGACAAGUAACCACCUAGAUCGAGCCGCAUAUACAUUCUCUCUGGUCGAGAACAGGUGGAUAUCCCGCCCGGUCGGCUCCCCGUCUCAACAAGAACCGGCCCCAGAAACCCUAACGGUUGCUAGUUAUAAUGUUCAAGCCGAGUUCCAGUAUCCACCGACCCGUGCUCGGUAUCCUAUUAUCGUCAAUAAUCUCCUAGAACAACACGCUCUAGCAGAUGUCUUGAUACUAGAAGAGGUUACCGAUGACUUCUUAUCUCAUCUUUGCGGAAACGAGGGAGUACGCCAACAUUACGGGUUCGUUUCGGCCGGGCCGCCCAGCCAAGCUGACAUUGAACCGCUUCCCAAUCAUCUCAACGUGGUUGUAUUAAGCAAAUGGUAUUUUUCUUGGGCUUUACUAUCGUCACCAACGGCCUAUAAAGACGUCGUGGUCGCACGGUUCGACAAUAUCGGGAGGCGUGACGGGGAGGUAUUUCUCCCCGUCAUUCUGACCGCCAUCCACCUAACUUCCGGGUUUACAAAUGCCUCCGUCGACAAGAAGAAGCAGGAACUACAAUCCAUCCUCAAAUAUCUUUCCAGGGUCCACCCCCAAAACCCGUGGGUGCUAGCUGGGGAUUUUAACGUCACGAGUAGCGUAUACACGGUCGAAACAGCGUUACGGAGAAAGGAAAUCUCUGCCCGCACCAAAAGUUCUCUAAGUACUAUCGAUGUGAUGCUCGCCGAAUAUGGGCUAGUAGACACUUGGGCUUACGCGUACGUCCAGUACGGCGACUCAUCCGGGUUAUCUCAGGGCAAAGGACUCGAUGGCAAAGCUCUAGGGGGCGAACAAGGCGCGACUUUCGAUCCCACCAUCAACAAUCUCGCCGCGGAUUCCGUUCGUGGGGAUUUCGAAAAGAGGCCCCAGCGCUACGACAGGAUCCUGGCGAAAGUACAAGGUGCCUUGGAUAUUAUGAGUUUCAGCAUGUUUGGCCAGAGCAUGGGUACUUUGCAGCCCCUUUCUACGAUCAGCAAGGACGGCGAUGGCUCGCGUGGCUCACUUUCAUACGGAAGUGACCACUGGGGAAUCCGGUGUUCUUUCAAUAUAUGUUCAGAAACGCCAGCCCAACUAGCCGAGCACGCCAAUUCUGUCCCGGUGAAGUUCAAACCAGCGUCAGGGACUCUCGCUGACAUCUCCCAACUGACGGCAUGCCUUUCUAACCACUCGGUUUUCCCUUCUGAAGUCGAUGCCACCCUGCGGGAAACUGCGCUAAAAUUACUUCGCGAAGUUUUAAUACAGAGGGAAGGCGCCCAGACCCGCGGCCUCCCACCAUUGGUGAUAGUGCCCGUAGGGUCUUACGGGCUCGGGGUCUGGACGGCGUCGUCGGAUAUCGACUGCCUCUGCAUAGGAUCCAUUAGCUCGAAUACAUUCUUCGCCCUGGCUAUCCAGCGACUUCGCGCAGCCGCCCAACAGGGGGUCAAGAUUCUUCGACGGGUUGACGCGAACUCGGGCACAAUGCUCGAGCUAGAAGUCGGGGGUAUUAAGAUGGACCUACAGUACUGCCCGGCGGGGUUCAUCGCCUCGACCUGGCCCGCUGCUGCGACACUCCCGUCGACGGACCCCGCCUUCAGGUUAUCGACGAGCGUCCUCGCAAAAUUGAAACCCAUGCGCGACCUGUAUUAUCUCUUGCGCACAGUUCCAGAUCUCGCUGCCUUCAAGCUCGCACAUCAGCUUGUUAAGUAUUGGGCGGGAAGACGCGGGAUCUACGCCGCGAAAUUCGGAUACCUUAAUGGCAUCCAGAUUUCCGUACUGUUGUCGCGAGUGCACAAGUCAUUGUCACGCGAUGGUCGGCCCGUCUCUGUCCCAACGAUCCUCACAACCUUCUUUGAGCACUACGCGAGCUUUGAUUGGAAGAAGGAGGUUGUUUUCGAUCCUUUUUUCCAUAAACGCCUAGGCUAUGUGAGGACGGCGCGGGAGCCUAUGGCGAUCCUCGGUUUCCACGGGCCCGGCCUCAACACGGCGCAAGCAGCAUCAGUUCCUACAGUCCACGUGAUUUCGCGGGAAUUCGAAAGAGCAAACACGCUCUUGUCUCGGGAGGGGGUGUCGUGGCCAAACUUCCUAGGGGAUGACACGGGCGCAGCCGAGUUCCUGAGUACCUACCGCAGCUAUAUCAAAAUCACCGCCCAAUUUUGGGGAAUAUCAUUGGCAAAAGGAAAUGGGUUCGUCGGCUGGUUAGAGUCCAGAUGUGCCCUGCUUCUAGUCGAUCUGAAUAAGAGUAUCCCUCAGAUCAAGCCUAGAAUCUGGCCGGCACGAUUCGUAGACCGGGAGGCCUCGGGAGGGGAUACGGAAUACCAGGGGUACUACCUCAUUGGCCUAGAUGCCAAAAGUUCCGACAGCGAGCUUCCCGCUCUAACCUUGGGAAGUGUGCAAACAGCACUCUACAAAUUCGAGGACCAGAUACGCGGCGAUGCGAAGUACUUCGAUGCCAAGACAUGCUGGGUGAGUGCAACGGUUGCUGCACACGGCGAGGUUGAAACGCUGCGGGUCGACGACCGCGAGUGGGGCAAGUACACGGCGGAAGCAGAGGACGACGACAUAGGAGACGCGGAGUUCUGGGCGUCGGUAGAGGCCGGAGAAGAAGCGGGAGAGGGGUACGAAGAACAGGAGUCGUCGCUCGGCGAAGCGGGCCGGCGGAAGAAAGGGGGCGCGCGCCCGCUGGCCGUGCGACCGGCGUACGAGGGGAAGUUUCGGUCGGCGGGGGACGUGCUGAGCAGGCUGCGGUGGGAUCCGGCGAUGGACAGCGGGGACUACCUGGUCGGGUACGAGGACAGGUUCGCGGGGGCGAUGGAGCGGCCGGUGGACGCGUGGAAGUCGGAGACGACGGACGAGGAGUUCAUCCCGGAGCAUCGGAUCAUGUACUUCAAGCGCCGGAGCGACGGGGCGAUGGUCUGGGACCGCGAGAAGCGGCGCGACGACAUCUUUGGCAGCGGGAUCAGCAGCCUUCCCAAUCGCGCUGGCACGAGUUAGGCGGCGGCGGCAUCACAUCCAACCCUAGUCCGGCACCACUCUCCCCCAUCCCCCAUUGACGUCACUUUUCGUCUCUGUUUCUCUUUAUAAAUCCAUCAUCCCUCCUACGGCGAUCCUAGUCUGUUGCGACCUGCAUGCGAGACAAGG